UCAGUUUAUGCCUUUCUGGACACAGUCGAUCAUCAAUCAAGCCAUGCCUGAACAAAGUCCCGAUUGACCGAGUUUCGAGAAUCUGAAUCUCAAUUAGGCCCAUUAAGUCGGCUCAUGACUCGAGACUUCAAGCGCUACUUGCAAAAGUAUUAGAGGUAGAGUUUAGUCAAUUUUAAGAAAAAAAGAAUAGUGUUAAACCUUUCACAACUGACCGGUUCUCAAACAAACGAAGCACCAUUGGUUUGGCAGGGAUAAGGAGAAAAAGGAAGAGAAAAGUCAAUGGAUGUUGAAGCAGUUGUUUCUAUAGUGAUACGGAAACUCACAGACCUGCUCAUUCAAGAACCAAUCAUCUUCAACGAGGCAAUAGAUGAGAUAGAGCUAGUCAGAAUCAGCUUAAGACAGAUGCAGAGCUUCCUAAUAGAUGCAGAAGAUAAAAAAGAACACGACGAAGGUGUUAAGAAGUGGGUGGAUCAAUUUCUUGCUGUUGUUUAUGAAGUGGAGGAUGCCAUUGAAACGUUUGUCCUGCGGAAAAUGUAUGCAAGGACAAUGGGUUACUUUUUCAUCCCCAAGAAUUUGAAGGCUGAUUCAGACCUUUGCAAAAAGAUAGAGGGGAUCAAGGACAAGAUAAAAAACCUUGUCAAAAGCAAGACGGAAAUGGACCAAGGCGAGCCUCUCAGGAUUCGGCAAUUAACUUUGCACAGAUCAAGGUCAAGCUAUCAAGAUGAAGGGCUAACACUGAAUCAGCAAAGCAAUGAUUCUAGCUAUUCUGUGGAUGAAGAAACAGACUUCAUUGGCUUCAAAAAAGACAAAAGCAAACUGGUGACCAUGCUAACUGGCAGUGGCCGGGAAUCCGGGGAUUACCAAAAGCUUCCGCCCAUUUCAGGUGUAGGCAAGCAUGGCUCUGGCAAGACUACCCUUUCAAAGGCAAAUGAGGUUAAAAGUCGUUUUGAUUUUCGAGUCAUUUCAGUUGUAGGCAAGCAUGGCUCUGGCAAGACUACCCUUGCAAAGGCAAUUUAUAACAGUCCUGAGGUUAAAAGUCAUUUUGAUUGUUGGGCAUGGGUUCUUGCCUCUGGGAACCUUACAGAUGUGCUGCUGAGCACAUUGGAACAGAUUGUCAGUUCAAUUGUUGAUAAGAAAUCUACGAAAGAGGAAUUGAUACAGAAGAUCCAUAUGAUUUUGAAGGAGAAACGGUACCUAGUUGUGUUGGACGAUUUGCAGACACCUGAUGUAUGGAAAAAACUUCUUGACGCCUUUCCAGACACAAAAAAUGGUAGUAGAGUCAUGUUGACUACUAGCAAUUAUCGCGUUGCUUUAAGAGCAGAUACAAGAGGAGAGCCUCAUCAGCUGAACCCGCUAAAUGACGAAGACACCUGGGAAUUAUUCUUAAAAAAGGUAUGCUUACCAGACAACUUUCAGUUCUCUGAGUCAGAUAUGUUCAAGCUGAAAAGAAAAAUUAAAAGAAGAUGUAAGGGUUUACCUCUGGCAGUCACGGUGCUUGGAGGUUUGCUGUCGACAAAGGAAGUGAGCUACGAAGUAUGGUUGAAAGUUAUUGAGCACCCAAGUUGGCAGCUGGACAGCAAGCAAGUCCAAUUCUCAAAUAUUUUGGCCCUGAGUUACAAUGAUCUACCCUUCCACUUGAGGCCUUGCUUCCUCUAUUUACGGCUUUUCCCAAAAGAUUAUGAUAUUCCUGUGAGAAGGUUGCUGCGUUUAUGGCUUGCAGAGGGAUUUGUGAAGCAAACACCUGGGAUGACUCCUGAGGAUACAGUGGAAAUAUACUUGGAAGAACUUGUGAAAAGAAGCAUGAUUCAAAUAUCCAAACGGAGAAAAGAUGGGAGUCCCAAAACAUGCUGUAUGCUUGGUGUGUUACAUAAUGACAGUAAUUUCUUGUCCAAAGCUCAGGAGAUUGGCCUUUUCCACAUCUAUCAAUUGCCAGAAAUGGGAACUCCUAAGCAUCGUGUUCGCCGGUUUGCUGAUUAUGUUGACACAAAAGAGUAUCCCUUGCGCAUUCAACAUCUGCGCUCAUACUUGUCCUUUUACAUUCAAAAGAACGAUAUGCCUGCAACAGAAAUUGAUAGCUUUCUCAGCCAAGUCAUUGGUCAAGGAUUUGGAUUGCUGAGGGUGCUUGAUUUAGAACGUGUCUACAAGCCUAAAUUGCCUAACAAUAUGGGGAAACUAUUUCUCUUGUUGAGGUAUUUGGGUUUAAGAUGGACUUUUUUGGAUAGCCUUCCCCACUCUGUUGGUGAGCUACCUUACCUUGAGACUUUGGAUGUGAAGCACACCUAUAUCAGCUCUCUACCAAGUUCUAUUUGGAAGAUGAAACACUUGAGGCAUCUGUGUCUUAAUGAAAUACGCCUUGACAUGUAUUCACAAAAACAUGGCAGCUUUCUUACUCAUCUCCAGACAUUGUGGGGAUUGUUUGUUGACAAGAAGACUCCAGUGAAGGAUGGUUUGUAUAGGUUAAUUAAUCUCAGGAAGUUGGGUUUGACAUGUCAUUUAGAUGCCUUUCAAGAAUUAGAUGAGUGGAUUGCAAGACUCGCAAGUCUUCAAUCUCUCAAGAUAAGAUCCAAGAAUCAAAAUGGUCAACCUUGGAAGCUCAACUUGAAGCCUCUGUCAAGCCUUGAGAAUCUCACCCACCUGUAUUUGCUUGGAAGCUUACCGGAGCUACAUGAUAGGUAUGAAUUCCCUCCUAAAGUCACAGUUCUUACUCUGUCAGUCUCAAAGCUGGAGAAAGACCCCAUGCCAAUCCUUGCGCAGCUGCCAAGCCUUUCUGUCCUCAGGCUAUUGGCUGAUUCCUACACUGGGAAGGAAAUGGAAUGCCCUCCCGGAGGGUUCAGUAUGCUUCGAAUUUUGAAGCUUUGGAUGCUAAAGGAUUUGGAGAUAUGGAAGGUGGGGGAAGAAGCAUUGCCUAAUCUUCGAGAAUUAGAAAUCCGAUGUUGUGACAAACUACAAGAGCUACCAGACAAGUUGCUAAGUCUGAGAAACAUUGAGAAAAUAGUUUUAACGAACAUGCCACAGAAGUUUGUAGACAAUGUUCAAGCCAUCAAGCUUGAGAAAAAAUUAAUCCUCCCUAAAACUCUGCAGUUCUGAUCUGAGUGGGAUUUUACUGUCAGGACAAUUUGAAGCAGGAGAUGAAUUGCCUCGCAUAUUUGCUAUCUUCUACUCUUUUAACCUCUGAAUCCCCUUGGGAGAUUUGUGGCUUGUGCUAUAAGCUUGGAAGACAACCUGAGUUGAAGGAGCUGCUACCUGAACCACAGUUUGCUAAAUGUUAUUGCAGUUGUCAUUAAUGUUGCUAUUGUUCUUGUUAUUCUUGCUGCUGCUGCAUCUGUUAUCCUGGUUUUUCAUUAAGUGUUUGUUUGAUUUGUUUCGUGUA
Molecule: messenger RNA, 3370 nt
Organism: Quercus robur (English oak)
Lineage: Eukaryota; Viridiplantae; Streptophyta; Magnoliopsida; Fagales; Fagaceae
Product: probable disease resistance protein At1g58602
Exons: 2
Coding region: 280-3087 (935 amino acids)
Biological process (GO): defense response to other organism
Molecular function (GO): ADP binding
Source: RefSeq, a predicted model, not a curated record